ACUGUGCAGAAGAACCGGACCGUUGGGAACCGGAACGGUUCGAAUUCAAACGAUGCCCAUCGCUGUCCGGUCCGCUCACUGCUAACCGGACUGCUGGAGCGUUUUGUUCCGGUCCAGAGGCGUUGGACGUGUUGGACUCUGAUCUCUGAGUCUCACCAUGACUCUCGCUGUGUUUCAGGGCUGCAGCUGCUGGAUCUGCUCCCCAAGCUGAGAGAGACGGAGGACAUGGACCUCAACAUCCAGUGCGAUGCGUUCGAAGACUGCAUGGCGGACGACGAGGAGGAGAUGGAGAGACUGUACGGCGGCAUCGACAUGAGCAACCACCAGGAAGUCUUCAGUUCGCUCUUCACCAAGGUGUCCAGCUGUCCGUCCUCCGUCCAGCUGCUGUCCAUCCUGCAGGCCUUGUCCAUGCUGGACCCAAAGAGAAACGACAUCUGGUCGGCUCUGGAGACGCUGACCGAUCGAGCCACGCUGCUGGCCCAGAACACUGAUUUAGGCCCUGGUGAUUCGCUGCUGGAUAGGCUCCUCCCCCCGAAACAUCUGUCAUCCAAUAAGAAGGUCCGAACGGUGGACAGGGCGGUGCAGACCCCUCCUGGCCAAUUGGAGCCGUUAGCAGAGAAACAGGCUCCGCCCCCUGCAGCCGGUUGUCCUCCCCCCCCUCCCCCUCCUCCUCCUCCUCCUCCUCCUCCUCCAUCUUUACCAGGCAUUGGAGCUCCGCCUCCACCACCUCCACCACUGCCAGGCACUGGACCUCCACCGCCUCCACCUUUACCUGGCAUGGGGAUCCCACCGCCUCCACCAAUGGAAAUGAUCGCCGCUCAUUCAGUCCAGACUUUAGGCAGCGCCUACUCUAGCCCCGCCCACCACUCAAGCCCCACCCCCUGCCCCACCCUGCGGAUGAAGAAGCUGAACUGGCAGAAACUCCCAUCCAGGGUGGUAACCGAUCAUCAGUCUCUCUGGACGUCGUCGUCGUCAGAAUCGGUGGAACCAGAUUACUGCAGCAUCGAGCAGCUCUUCAGUCUGCCUCCAACUGAAACCAAAACCAGAACCAAGACCAGAACGGAGUCCAAAGAGGUUUCCUUCAUUGACCCCAAGAAAAGCCUGAACCUCAACAUCUUCCUGAAGCAGUUCAGAUGUUCCCAUGAGGAGUUUGUCUCUCUGAUCCAGAACGGAGACCGAUCCAAGUUCGAUGUGGAAAUCCUCAAACAGCUGAUCAAGCUGCUUCCAGAGAAACACGAGAUAGAAAACCUGAAGUCCCACCAGGAAGACGGAGACAAGAUGGCGUCAGUGGAUCAGUUUUACCUGCAGCUGCUGAACGUGCCCAGCUACGCGCUGCGGAUCGAGUGCAUGCUGCUGUGUGAGGAGAGCAGCUGUGUGUUGGAGACUCUGAAACCCAAAGCUGAACUUCUGGACCGGGCCUGCCAAAGUGUCAGGGAGAGCUCCCGGCUGCCCAGCUUCUGCAAACUCAUCCUCAGCGUCGGGAACUUCCUCAACUACGGAACUCACACUGGGAACGCCGACGGCUUUAAAAUCAGCACUUUGCUCCGAUUGACUGAAACUAAAGCCAACAAAUCCAGGAUCACGCUGCUGCACCACAUCCUGGAGAAGGUGGAGGAGGACCAUCCUGACCUGCUCAGCCUGCCUGAUGACCUGCAGAUCUGUGAAAAGGCUUCUGGAGUGAACAUGGAGUCCAUCCAGUCUGAAUACUCCUCUCUGUCCAAGCGGCUCAGAAGCUCUGAGAAGAAAGUUUCCUCUUCCUCUGAGGACAUAAAGCAGCAGUACCUGUCUACCAUCCAGGAGAGCCUCCAGGUGUGUGAGCAUCUGCAGAAGGUCAUGACCUCUGUGGAGGACAGGAGGCGGGACCUGGCCGACUACCUGUGCGAAGACGUCGGGACCUUCUCCCUGGACGACCUCUUUGGGACCAUCAAGACCUUCAGAGGGCUGUUCCUCAAAGCCCUCAAGGAGAACGAAAACUGGAGAGAGCUGGAGAAGAAGAGGAAGAAGAGAGAGGAGGAGAAGAACCUCAAAGGAGACUCUGACAGGAUGGGCAGGAGGGAGGUGAACCAGCAGGACGAAGGCUGCAUCAUCGACAACCUGAUGGCCGAGAUCCGGAAGGGCCACGCCCUGAAGAAGACCAGAACUCCGUCCCGCAGGGCCAGCAGGGGGCAGCGCCGGGGGCCACCUCCUGUUUCUGCAGACACGGUGCACGCGCGUCCCGGGGCCAUACGGAGGUCAAAGGCCGUUGAGGACACCGACUCCCCUCUUUCCAGCCAAUCACAGAAGACAUCUGGAAUGACUCCAAUCCAGGAAGUCCCGCCCUCCCAUCCAGAAAGUUCCAGCCAAUCAAAGAAGCCGUUGGAGGCGGUCCAAACUCCUGCCACUUCCGACCAAUCUGCGACGGCCUCCCCCUCUGGAGGGAGUCCUGAUGCCGGGUCAGCAGAACCACCAAAGAACCAGAACCCACAAACACCUGCAGCCGUUCCUGCAGAGGAGACCAGGCGCAGGCGUCGGGAGUCUUUGGAGGACUCGGAUCUGGAAACCCAAGGUUCCUCAGGACAGAAAGGAGUCCAGCCCGGCGCAGCGCGUCCAGCACCAAGCAGAGACCGGAGCAGCCUGAGCGUGGCGGAUGGGUUGGACUUUGAGUACAUCACCUCGUCAGAAGUGAGAGGAAUCAGACCGGACAGCGACGAAAGUCCCAGCAGGAGAACGGACAAGAUCCGUCCAAAAGGACUCCGCGGCUCCAUCAGAUCCCAAAGCCCCAGGCAGAAGAAAGGAUGCGUUGUACAGUGAGGUGAGCGGAGGAGGACCAGUCUCCAUGGCAACAGGAUUGCUUCCAGGAAAGAGAUCUGAAAUGGAAUAAAAACUGUAACUGGA
Gambusia affinis (western mosquitofish) is the source of this 2874-nucleotide messenger RNA. RefSeq names its product inverted formin-2-like. Bases 226 to 2790 code for a protein of 854 amino acids. Gene Ontology annotation, molecular function: actin binding. NCBI's taxonomy places the organism in Eukaryota, Metazoa, Chordata, Actinopteri, Cyprinodontiformes, Poeciliidae. Gene Ontology annotation, biological process: cellular component organization. The transcript is spliced from 19 exons. The record is from RefSeq and is a predicted model, not a curated record.